CGAUGAACCUUGGGAUAUGUGAGACUACGAAGUAUGGUAGCGGUGCACACUCCAAAAACAGGUCAAAUGAGUGCGCAUUUGUGGGGUGCAUUAUGAGAACACUUUGAAUUGGGACACCAUUCGCCGCGACACGGCAACCGUCCAGCUCAUCUACUCUUCUUCUAGGUAAAUGUUACAUUAUUCACUAAACAAAAGGAGGUGCCACCCAUGGCACUACAUUCAAUAACCAUGGCCGUUCUCGGCUUCUGUAUCUCCGUCCAAUCAGCAGCAGGUGUCUUAAUUAAGUUGAGGGCAGGUGAGAUCAAAUUAUGGCAGCCUGGUUGCUCUUGUUUUCACAUCAUGCCGGUGCUCGCGUGGCUUCUGUGGACGUUGUUUCCUGGUACCCUGGGAGGUCCUGUUCAGCACGCGACAUGGUCCGAGACAGACACUGAUGCCCAACGCCCUGCAUUCUACUUCCUGCCCAUGUUCCAGCAGUCAGCGGGGCCGCUUGUAGCACCCGAGUUUUUCCGGCCGGGUCCCCAUAGAAGCGCGCUUCCCGCCGGACUACCUGUGCUGCUCUUACCACCAACCAGACAGCAGCAGAGCGUCCCAGGGACCGGAACACGCGCUGUGGAGGUCUGGUGCGGUAUCGAUGAAAUAUCCGUGCGCGUGGACCGCUUCCAGCUGCGGUCUUGGGCCCUUCCGACCCAGUUCCGACUAGGUUGGUGUGAAGCUAGCAGGACCAGCCUCCGCUUCCUUUACUUCCACUCCGGACUGACGGAGUGCGGCGGACAGUCUGAGGUGGCUCAGGGAAGGCUUGUGUAUACCUUUUCACUACGUUAUACUCCACGUCCACAAGGCUCGGUCAUCAGAGUUGUACCACUCAACCUCCCCAUCCACUGCCAUUACAACAGGUUUCAUUACUCUUACCAGAUUGGCUUCAGACCUCAUGUUCAGCAUAUGACUUUUAUGAAGAGUGUCAGGAGUAAACUACAUUUCAGCCUCACAGUCUGCAAUGCCCAGUGGGAGGCCCUUCCCCCAGGCCAAGGGUUCUUUUUAGGGGAGCUGGUGUAUUUUGUUGCCCAGACAGGACCUCUGUUGACUGGAGAGAGGCUUUAUGUAGACUCAUGCUAUGCCACAGGCUCCAAAGACCCAAAGAGCAUACCCAGAGUGGACAUUAUAACAAACUAUGGCUGCCUGACAGACAGCAGCAGGGAGGGCAGCAGCUCCCAGUUCCUGAUGAGAGAUGGCAGUGUGUUAACAUUCUCUGUGGAUUCAUUUUUCUUCCAAGCUGUCUCACAAGUGCUCUACGUCCAUUGUUCUAUGUCAGUCAGUCUCACCACUUCCCAUACCUCAAAGUCCUGCAACUACAACAAGGCUACUGGCAGGUGGGAGGAGCUGGACGCUCCGGCCUCACUGUGCUCCUGCUGUUUGUCCAUGUGUGCUGACAUACAGGACUCUAUCAAGAACACAGUGAGCAGUGCAGGCUGGUUCAUUGAGCGAAAGAGUGAAGAGAAACCAAGGAUGAAGGUGCCAUCUUUUCAAGCAGAGGAAGGAAAAGACUGGUUGGAUCAAGAGGAGAGAAGAGAAGAGCACCUUAAAGUCCAGACUUUUCCAAAGGAGACAAAAACUGGCACUGAGGAGGAAAAAGAGACAAUUUCUGAGAAGACUUCUGAGCUCCUUAUGGAGAAAAAAGAGUGGAGACACAGUCCUGCAAUCAGCCAGCAAGAUGAGGUGAUGGAAGAAACGGAGAGCCAGCUAAAAGAAUUAGAAACAGAUGGCAUCAUUGUGUCUGACCAACCUAGAUCAGUGGGCAGAGAGGUGGUUCAGGCCAGGGAGGAUGUCCCUGGGAACAAAAAUGGUUCUAUGGGUGGAUUAUCUACUGAGAACAUGAGCACGAAUGCAUCGAGAGAUGGUUCUGCCUCUGCCACUAUGACUAGCAGAAAUUCCAUGUUUGGUAUUGCUUCUGAUAAUACAAGUAAUCAUGGUUUUGCUGAAAAUGUUUCCACAGCUGCAAUUCCUAUCACUAAACAUGUCAACAUGAUCACCGCUCUUGCAGAGAGAUUUACCCCCAAUAAUGGUCGAGCUAUAUUUGGCAACAGUGAAUUUGGUACUGUUUGGGAUUCAAAAGGAUCACCUAGACUUCCAGGUCAGGAAAGAGCAGGAAGGUCAGGUAAAAUGGAUGCUCUUCUGUGGUUGGGGCAGGUAAAGUCUGUUAAAUCACUUGACACAAAGUCUGACAGAAUACCAGAGCAACUGGGUGAUUCUGUCAACAGCAAAGGACCACGUGGAGAUGAUGUGCUUCACAGUAUAGAGGUCAGAGGGUCAGAAUCAGACCAGUCUGCUCAUCCAGCUGUUUCCAGGGCUCAAAAGUGUGUACAGGAGAGUUGGAGAGAGUUGGCUUUUGAUUGUGGAAUUGAGGAAGAUGAAGCUUUUAAUCUUGAUCAGCUAACUGGAGCAGUAAAACCAAAGAUAGAAGUACAGGGAUUGUCGGGCGGCAUUAUAAGUUCUGGUUCUGUUAGUUCAGAGCAAAUGUAUCAGAACGAGCUCAGUCAUUCUGCUGAGGUGACAGUCACUACCAUCCUGCGAGGCUCUGAGAGCAGCCAGAUGUCUGACAGAGGGUGGGGUGAAGUGUUGUCGGGAUGGGGCCUGCAGACUUCAGGGUUUGUGGUUGAGCAGCCAUCAGAGGUAAAAGAGUUGAGACAGGAGAUGAUGGAUGACUUCUAAUCAUAUGACAUCAUUCUCACUUGUUCUUGGAGGGACUUGAUACAACAAAUGUUUACAUCUCUUUGAAUUAGUUCUGUGUACAAAAGUUCAGUAUGUAGUAGUUCAGUUGUAUUGUUUGUGGAGUACUCAGGGCAGGUUUUGGAGCAAACCCUCAGCAAGCAAAAACAGAAGCCGGUGCUCACCUGACUUCACCUGUAGACAAGUGAUGACCAAUAAACUCCUGUCCACGUAAUUAAAUAA
Messenger RNA from Acanthopagrus latus (yellowfin seabream), 2946 nucleotides. RefSeq lists its product as uncharacterized. Gene Ontology annotation, molecular function: acrosin binding. Bases 208 to 2706 code for a protein of 832 amino acids. The record is from RefSeq and is a predicted model, not a curated record. Gene Ontology annotation, biological process: positive regulation of acrosome reaction; egg coat formation; binding of sperm to zona pellucida. NCBI's taxonomy places the organism in Eukaryota, Metazoa, Chordata, Actinopteri, Spariformes, Sparidae. The transcript has 8 exons. Gene Ontology annotation, cellular component: extracellular matrix.